Messenger RNA from Umbelopsis ramanniana AG, 2917 nucleotides. RefSeq lists its product as uncharacterized. Bases 23 to 2773 code for a protein of 916 amino acids. Gene Ontology annotation, cellular component: mitochondrion; cytoplasm; 6-phosphofructokinase complex. The transcript has 11 exons. The record is from RefSeq and is a predicted model, not a curated record. Gene Ontology annotation, molecular function: ATP binding; monosaccharide binding; AMP binding. Gene Ontology annotation, biological process: canonical glycolysis; fructose 1,6-bisphosphate metabolic process; fructose 6-phosphate metabolic process. NCBI's taxonomy places the organism in Eukaryota, Fungi, Mucoromycota, Umbelopsidomycetes, Umbelopsidales, Umbelopsidaceae.
UCUUCUCUAUUUCCAAUACUUCAUGUCUGGGCUAUCACAUUUGCUUUUGACAACUGCCGAUAGAAAGCUUUAUGAAAGUACCAUCGAGUUCUAUAAAGCUCUUGGCUUCGAGCCUCUCACUCACAGUGAUAGUCAAAUUUAUUUGAAGUUGACUGCAAAGGCCCCCGCCCAAGAUCUUACUAUCAAAGUCAAGUUGGUAGGCGAUCGGGCUGUCGAUACACUAGAGAAGAAUACAGCAACCAUUGUGAUUGCGUCUGAUAACCUCGAGACCGUUGCAUCCAUUAUCCAAGGCAGACAUAUGGAUUUCAAGAAGGAGAAGGAGUCUUAUGGAGGAUUUGUGAUUAAGACCAAGGAUCCUUUGGGCAAUGCCCUAGAGUUUACAGACGAAGAUUUUCGCGUCAAGAUCACCCCGGACCCCAAUUUGCCCAUCGAUGCAUCCAACAAGCGUAAGAUUGCUGUUUUGACGUCAGGUGGAGAUUCAGCUGGUAUGAAUGCUGCUGUAAGAGCAGUUGUACGCGCUGGUAUUGCACGUGGCUGCGACGUAUUUGCUGUUUACGAAGGUUACCAAGGUCUUGUUGAUGGAGGUAAUCUGAUUAAGAAGAUGUCUUGGAACGAUGUUCGUGGGUUCCUUGAAGUGGGCGGCACAUCAAUCGGAACAGCAAGAUGUAUGCCUUUUAAGCAAAGACCUGGUCGUCUCCAAGCAGCUGAGCACUUGGUCUCCCGCGGUAUUGAUUCUAUCGUGGUGUGUGGUGGUGACGGCUCCUUGACUGGCGCUGAUGUGUUCAGAUCUGAGUGGCCUGGAUUGCUAGAUGAACUGUUGGCAAACAAGCGUAUCACUGAAGAGCAACAUAAGAGUCAUCGCUAUCUGACAAUUGUUGGUCUUGUCGGCUCUAUUGAUAACGACAUGUCCAGCACUGACAUCACGAUCGGUGCCUAUACCAGUUUGGCUCGUAUUUGCGAAAGCGUAGACUCCAUCGCCAGUACUGCCAUCAGUCACUCUCGCGCUUUCGUCGUCGAGGUCAUGGGAAGACAUUGUGGUUGGCUCGCCUUGAUGGCUGCUAUCAGCACCGGUGCCGAUUUUGUCUUCUUGCCUGAGAAGCCUCCGUCCGAUGAUGACUGGCAAACUGCCAUGUGCGACCGAUUGACCAGAAGAAGAGCUCUUGGAAAGCGUAACACACUGGUUAUCGUCGCAGAAGGUGCAUUGGAUAAGAACCUAAACCCCAUUAAGCCUGAGCAGAUCAAGGAUAUUUUGUCCGAUAGAAUGGGACUUGAUACCCGUGUCACUACCCUUGGACACGUUCAAAGAGGUGGAUCCCCUGUUGCAUAUGAUAGAUAUUUGGCCACUGUACAAGGUGUGGAAGCUGUUGAGGCUGUUUUGCGUGCCACUCCCGAGACUCCUUCUCCCAUGAUUGGCAUGUCGCAAAACAAGGUUACUUGGAGACCAUUGAUGAAGGCAGUUGAACUGACGCACGCAGUCGCAACUGCUAUUGGCAAUAAGGAUUUUGAGAAAGCCACCGAGCUGCGAGACUCUGAAUUCAAGCUCGAUUAUGAGGCCUACAAAGCGACCACUGUGGUUGAUGACCCUAGAAUGAAGGUCGAAGCUCACCAAAAGCUCCGUGUAGGUAUCAUCCAUGUCGGUGCUCCCGCCGGUGGAAUGAAUGCUGCAACCAGAACUGCUGUUUUGUACUGUUUAAACCGUGGUCAUACCCCCGUCGGUAUUUUCAAUGGUUUCCCUGGUCUGUUCCAAGGAGCUGUUCAAGAGCUCGACUGGCUUACUGUUGAUCAAUGGUCGUCUCGUGGAGGUUCUGAGCUUGGUACUAACCGUAGCCAACCUGAUGCUGAUUUCGGCAUGACCGCACACAGCUUGCAAAAACAUAAGAUUGAUGCUUUGCUUAUGGUGGGAGGUUUCGAGGCAUUCACUGCUCUUAUGCAAUUGGAUAACAACAGAGACAAAUACCCCAUGUUCCGAAUUCCCAUGGUGCAUCUUCCCGCUACUAUUUCCAACAACGUUCCAGGAACCGAUUUCUCCUUGGGAAGUGACACUGGUCUUAAUGCCAUUGUUAACGCAUGUGACGCCUUGGUGCAGAGCGCCAGUGCCUCAAGAAGACGUGUAUUUGUUGUCGAAGUACAGGGUGGCCGUACUGGUUACUUGGCUGUCAUGGCUGGUCUUGCCACCGGUGCCACCACUGUGUAUAUCCCUGAGGAAGGUAUCACCCUCGAUAGAUUGCAGCGUGAUGUCAAGGAUCUUGUCCGACUUUACAGAGAGGAUGACCCCAACCACAGUGAAGGACGAAUCAUCUUGAGAAACGAGAAAGUGUCCAAGACUUAUAGCACAGAUGUCAUUUCAGAGAUCAUCAAAACCGAGGGCAACGAAUUGUUUGACUCUCGUACUGCUGUCCUUGGCCACACUCAGCAAGGUGGUACUCCAUCCCCUAUGGAUCGUAUCCGUGCUAGUCGUCUUGCCGUCAAAUGUAUUCAAUUUAUUGAACAACAAGCAUUCCCUGCGCUGGAUGCAGCACAUGCUAAAGGCGCUUCUCGUCCUGUCGAUAUCAUCAACACUCCUGAAUCUGCCUGUGUAAUUGGCAUUGUUGGUACCGAUGUUUUGUUCAGCCCUGUCAAAUCAUUACUGGGCGAAACUGAUAUGAAGGAACGUAAGAGCAGCAAAGCAUGGUGGAUGCCCAUGACCGGGUUGAUUCAUCUUCUAUCUAUUCAAGAUUCGAAAGAAAGAGCCUCUAUGGUCUUGGACAACCUUGAGCGUGAGGUAGACCUUUAGACGAAACAUUAUAGAACAUUGAUUUUUACAUAAAUUGGACACAUUAUAUUUAUCCACUACCUAAUGAAAGAGGGUUAAGCGAAGUUAGUGGGACGCAUGAGGUAGCUGAUGUGGUAAUAAUGGCAGUCUGAAAUUGAAUGAAAA